Messenger RNA from Pseudonaja textilis, 1792 nucleotides. Lineage: Eukaryota; Metazoa; Chordata; Lepidosauria; Squamata; Elapidae. The record is from RefSeq and is a predicted model, not a curated record.
AGGCUGAAGAGUUUCCACUAUCUGAAUCUCCGGAAGAAACUUGGCUGUCCAGCAGCGUGAUCUUCUAACCUGUUUGGGGUUGAAUUCAGAGAUGGAAGACCAGGAUUUGACCAGCCUGGAAGCUGGAAGGAACCUCGAUGUCCUGGAUGUUGCAAACGGGGCAGAAUUCUGGGGGAAGAAAGUACAGAAUAUCCUGCGCGGGGUGCACACUUGCUGGUCAGAACAGCACAAACGUUUCAGGGAGUUUUGUUACCAAGAAGCAGAAGGGCCUCGGGAAGUCUGGAGCCGGAUUCACGACCUUUGCCACAAAUGGCUGAAGCCCAAAAGGCAUACGAAAGCUCAGAUCUUGGAUCUGGUGAUUCUGGAGCAGUUCCUGAAAAUUUUACCCCCGGAGAUGGGGAACUGGGUUCGAGAGUGCGGGCCGGAGACCAGCUCGGAGGCCGUCGCCUUGGCGGAAGGAUUCCUUCUGAGCGAGAUAGAGGGCGCACAAGCGCAAGGGAUGCUGGCCAGACCUGCCUCAGAGUUUCCUGACCCAGACAGUUUAUCAGCCACCGCGAAUCCAAGGUUGCCAUUUGAGAAAAUCCUGAAUGAUAAGGCCACUUCUCUAGAAAACCAAGGGGCCGUUGAGAGUGGGAGAGGCACUGCUUCUCUGCAGUCAGAUCAGGGCUCAGGGCCUUUUAGCAAAGUGGCUACGGAGGAAAGGACUCCAUUAGAUCCAAACCAGAUGGACGCUCUAGAGGAGAAUUACGGGAUGGUGCCCUCUCUGGUGCCCCAAACUAAAUUCACGUCAUGGCAGGAAGUAACUGAGGAUUCAUCUAUCAAGGAUUCUCAAGAAGACAGAUUAGCAGAUGAUGGAAAAAGCAGUAAACAGGAUAAACUGAAGUCUGAAGAAAAACAGAAAUGGGGAGAGAAAGCUGUCCAUUUUGAAGAGGCUGACUUCUCUCAAAUUCCAAAACUAGAAGAUUGUAACGAAGAAAUGAAAAAUACGAGCCACAGUAGAGAAAAACCUCCGAAAUCCCUUGAGUUUGGAGGUGGCUUAAGUGAGCGGGUAAGCCUUCCUAAACCACAGAGAGCCCAUUCAGGAGAUAAAACCUAUAAGUGCUUAGAGUGCGGAAAGAACUUCACAAACCUGAAGUCACAUCAAAAGAUGCACACGGGGGAGAAGCCAUACAAAUGCUCCGAGUGUGGGAAGAAUUUCCGCUACAACAUGAACCUGAAAUCGCACCAGCGAAUCCACACGGGGGAGAAGCCGUAUAAAUGUGCCGAAUGCGGAAUGACUUUCAGCUACAACAUGAAUCUGAAAACACAUCAAAAAACCCACACGGGAGAGAAACCCUACAAGUGUUCGGAAUGCGGGAAGAGCUUCACUCACAGCGUGAAUAUGAAGACCCAUCAAAGAAUUCACACGGGGGAGAAACCGUAUAAAUGUCCUGACUGUGGGCUGACAUUCCGGUACAGCAUGAACCUGAAAGCGCAUCAAAAAAUCCACACGGGAAGCAAACCGUUUCGAUGUUCCCUGUGUGCCAAACGAUUCAGUAACAGUUCAGACUUUAAACUGCAUCAGCGGGUUCAUGCAGGGGAAGAACUGUCUAAUGCGCCCAAGGACUGAGUUUAAAGUGCAACGUGCAGCCUGUAAGAUCGGGCGGGAUGGAUAUUGUUGGAUGUGGGAUCCUGCCUUUCACAUCUAUCCAGGGGUGUUUAGAAGUUGGAGUUUAAAAAUGACAAAAUGAGGACCGUGGCCAUGUGAUUGAAUGCCUGUCCCUUUUAACCUGUGCUGAACAGGAAUCGCAUU